This is a messenger RNA of Exserohilum turcica Et28A, 2346 nucleotides long. RefSeq lists its product as uncharacterized. Gene Ontology annotation, biological process: tricarboxylic acid cycle. Gene Ontology annotation, cellular component: cytosol; mitochondrion. The transcript is spliced from 3 exons. Gene Ontology annotation, molecular function: 4 iron, 4 sulfur cluster binding; aconitate hydratase activity. Bases 1 to 2346 code for a protein of 781 amino acids. The record is from RefSeq and is a predicted model, not a curated record. NCBI's taxonomy places the organism in Eukaryota, Fungi, Ascomycota, Dothideomycetes, Pleosporales, Pleosporaceae.
AUGCAGAAGUUCUCCAGGCUCGGCCGCCUGGGCCAGAGCCUUGCUUCGCGCAGGCAAUUGGCCACCGUCAGCGAUGCUCCCCUCUCCCGCAAGGUCGAGAUGACCAACUGGGAAAAGGGCCACUACAUCAACUACAAGAAGAUGAGCGAGAACCUGGGCAUUGUCCGCUCGCGCCUCAACCGCCCCCUUACCUUUGCCGAGAAGAUUCUCUACUCCCACUUGGACGACCCCCACGGCCAAGAGAUCGAGCGCGGCGCCAGCUACCUCAAGCUCCGCCCCGACCGUGUCGCCUGCCAGGAUGCCACCGCCCAGAUGGCCAUCCUCCAGUUCAUGUCCGCCGGCAUGCCCUCGGUUGCCACUCCCACCACCGUCCACUGCGACCAUCUCAUCGAGGCCCAGGUUGGUGGUGAGAAGGAUCUGGCCCGCGCCAACGACAUCAACAAGGAGGUCUACGACUUCCUGUCCACCUCGUGCGCAAAGUACAACAUUGGUUUCUGGAAGCCCGGCUCUGGUAUCAUCCACCAGAUUGUGUUGGAGAACUACGCUUUCCCUGGUGCGCUCCUCAUUGGUACCGACUCGCACACUCCCAACGCCGGCGGUCUGGGUAUGGCCGCCAUUGGUGUUGGUGGUGCCGACGCUGUCGACGUCAUGGCCGGUCUUCCUUGGGAGCUCAAGGCCCCCAAGGUCAUUGGUGUUAAGCUGACUGGCCAGAUGUCUGGCUGGACUGCUCCCAAGGACAUUAUCCUCAAGGUCGCCGGUAUCCUCACCGUCAAGGGUGGAACUGGCGCUAUUGUCGAAUACCACGGCCCCGGUACCGAGAGCCUGUCUUGCACUGGUAUGGCUACCAUCUGCAACAUGGGUGCCGAGAUUGGUGCCACGACCUCGGUCUUCCCCUUCAACGACCGCAUGUACGACUACCUCGCUGCUACCAAGCGUAGCCAGAUUGGUGACUUUGCUCGCGAGUACGCUCAGGAGCUCCGUGAGGAUGAGGGCGCCGAAUACGACGAGCUCAUCGAGAUCAACCUCUCUGAGCUCGAGCCCCACAUCAACGGUCCCUUCACACCCGAUCUAGCCACACCCAUUAGCAAGUUCAAGGAGGCUGUCAAGGCCAACAAGUGGCCCGAAGAGCUCAAGGUCGGUCUGAUCGGUUCCUGCACAAACUCUUCCUACGAGGACAUGACCCGUGCUGCCUCCAUCGCCGAGGACGCCAUGGCCCACGGCCUCAAGGCCAAGUCUCUCUUCACUGUCACCCCCGGUUCCGAGCAGAUUCGCGCCACCAUUGAGCGCGAUGGCCAGCUCAAGACCUUUGAGGAGUUUGGUGGUAUGGUUCUCGCCAACGCUUGCGGUCCUUGCAUUGGUCAGUGGGACAGAAAGGAUGUGAAGAAGGGCGAGGCCAACUCGAUCAUCUCGUCUUACAACCGUAACUUCACUGGCCGUAAUGACGCCAACCCCGCCACCCACUCUUUCGUCACCUCCCCGGACCUGGUUGUCGCCAUGACUAUUGCUGGAACUUUGAGCUUCAACCCUUUGGUUGACGAGCUGCAGGGAGCGGACGGCAAGAAGUUCAAGCUCAAGGAGCCCACUGGUCUGGGUCUCCCCACCCGGGGCUACGACCCUGGCCGGGACACAUACCAGGCUCCUCCUCAGGACCGCUCUUCCGUCCAGGUCGCCGUCUCUCCCACCUCCGACCGUCUCCAGCUUCUGUCUCCUUUCGAGGCAUGGAACGGCUCUGACUUCAAGGACCUCCCCAUUCUCAUCAAGUGCCAGGGCAAGACGACCACUGACCACAUCUCCAUGGCUGGCCCCUGGUUGAAGUACCGUGGACACUUGGACAACAUCUCCAACAACAUGCUGAUUGGUGCCAUCAACGCCGAGAACGGCGAGGCCAACAAGGUCAAGAACUCUCUUAACGGCGAAUACGGCGCGGUUCCCGACGUUGCCCGUGACUACAAGAAGAACGGCAUCAAGUGGGUUGUCGUUGGUGACUGGAACUACGGCGAGGGUUCUUCCCGUGAGCACGCUGCGCUUGAGCCCAGGCACUUGGGUGGCGCUGCCAUCAUCACCCGCUCCUUCGCUCGUAUCCACGAGACCAACCUGAAGAAGCAGGGUAUGCUUCCUCUCACUUUCUCCGACCCUGCCGACUACGAGAAGAUCGGCCCCAACGACAAGGUCGACCUGGCCUGCACUGAGCUUGCUCCCGGCAAGCCCUUUACCAUGACCGUCCACCCCGCUGACGGCAGCAAGGCCUUCGAGGUCAAGCUCUCCCACACCUUCAACGAGGGCCAGAUUGAAUGGUUCAAGAACGGCAGCGCUCUUAACACCAUGGCCAAGGCUGCCAAGCAGUAA